ACCUUUACGACCGAUCCGGAGCUAAAGACACAGAAAUGCCGUGUUAAGAAAUAACACAUAAAGCCUUUUAAAUCUCAGAAGAAUCUAUACAACACGGUUGUAGAAAAACGUCUUGUGUUGUUUUCGAGUUAUUUCAGUGCAAAGCUGUCGUUCGAGUUUGAGGUUAUGUUUAUAUGUUGACCGCUAAGCUUACAAAAGCGGCAUUUAUUUGGCGUCUCAAUUAUUUGAGAAGUGAAUUAAAGUUUUAGUGAACUAAGCUGCUUCGGAGCACAUAUAUUUUGAUAGUUUUAGUUUAGUUUAAGUGAUUAUUCAAAUUCUAUACAUGUUUACAUAGUUUCGUUACUUGAAUAACGGCGUUUUCUACAAGCGGAGUCAAUGCUGGUAUUUUGAAUCGAAGAAACUUGUAAAUCGCCGGUGUGUUGUGUGACGAUGGCGGCGCUGGGCAGCCGGGUGGCUGGCGCGUGCUGCGCGGCGUCGGUGGAGCGCGCGGGGCUGCCGGGCCUGCUGCGCGACCUGCUGCGCCUCGCCGAGGACCAGGACUCCGCGGAUGUCGUCUUUAUACUGGGCACCGCCGAGGAAAAAGUUUAUGCUCAUAGAAUAAUCUUGUUUGCAAGGUGUAAAAGUUUUCAAAACACGAAACGCGGAGAAAUUUGUCGAAUUCCUGGAUGCACCGUAUCGCCAUCUGUCGGCACUCAACCGACGCCCAUCCGUAUGCCGCACGUGCAGCCUGAAACUUUCCGGCUUUUCAUUCAAUACGUCUAUACGGGCAAGCUUCUGCUGCAAGACUCCGGGGUAUUCGAAAUGAUGACGCUAGCCGCUGACUUGGGCGUUGAAGAUCUGCGUGCAGCUUGCGAGGACCACGUCACGUCCACACUGAGUGUUGAGAGUGCAUGCACACUUCUUGCUGCUGCUAUGGAAAUUCAGGAUAGACCUGGUGGUAAGAGUGCGUCCUCGUUCAUGGAGCGGUGCAUCGCGUUCAUCGGCGACAACGCACCGGAGUGCGUCAAGACCAACGCCUUCCUCAACCUGCCCAAGGAGGCGCUCAUCAAACUCAUCUCCUCUGACUUUUUGUGCCUGGAGGAGGAGGAGGUGUGGCGGUGCGUGCUGGCGUGGGCCAAGCAGCGCGCCGGCGUCACUCAGCCCACCGCGCACUGGGCGGAGGAGGAGCGCGCACGCGUCUGCCACCACCUGGCGCCGCUCAUGCAGCACGUGCGCCUGCUCCUCAUCGACAGCGCGGUGUUCGCGGAAGAGGUGGAGCCGACGGGCGCGGUGCCUAUGGAGCUGUCGCUGGAGCGGUACCGGCGCGCCGCACUGCACUCCGCGCCCCGCCCCGCGCCUCGCCCCGACCCCGACAAGCGCACGCAGCCCAGGUUGGCGGUGAACCUGUUCGCGGGCUCGGCUAUCCUGCAGCAGGACAAGAGCGCCUUCCAGUCCCUCAUCAACACCUGGUGUGGCAGCCCGAAGCAGUCGUGGCGGCUGGUGUUCCGCGCCUCCGCGCACGCAUUCUCGGCGCACGCCUUCCACGCGCACUGCGACGGCGUGGCGCCCGUGCUGCUGCUGGUGCAGCUGCAGCGCGGCGAGGUGAUCGGCGGCUACUGCGAGGCGGGCUGGGCGGCGGGGGGCGCGGGGGGCUACGUGUCCGCCGAACGCGCGAUGCUCUUCUCCCUCGCCGAGCCCCCCGCGCGCUACCCCCUCCUCAAGAAACCCUUCGCGCUCUGCCACCACCCCGAGUCAGUACGCCCUAGCUCGCAACCGGCUGACACAUCACUUUCACACAAUUGUCAUGUAACGUGUCCGUGCGUGUCGGCAGCUGCGGGCCGAUCUUCGGCGCGGGCGCGGACCUGCUGGUGUCGCACCAGUGCAACGCCAACAGCGACAGCUACAGCAACCUGCACUCGUACGGCGACGCCGCGCCCGCCGCCCCCACCGCGCCCCCCGCCUCCCUCGCGCCGGACUACAACUUCACCGUGCGCGAGUACGAGCUCUUCACCUGCGCCCCUUGACACCCCCCUCUCUCUCUCUACUACUGUCACAUCUAUUGCUACCCUUAUCUGAGAAACAAUUAAUCAUCCAUCCCAUAUUAGAACAGUAUCAACUUUACUCCGCCAACACCCCAAUACUUGUCUCAUAUUUACUUUAGUAUAGAGAACGCACAAAUUACGUAGAAAAAUCUAAAAUAUGUUGUGGAUAAUUUUAUAAAGGGCUAAAGAUCAAAAAAUGUAGGAGAGAUUUUAAAUUAUACUAUCAUAAGUAAGUAAAUUACGUAAGCGCACAAAUAUAUUAAAGCUUUAAAUGUUAAGAGAUGAAGCCAUGAGAUUAACAUGUUACUGUAUCUAUAACUUUUAAUAAAUAUAUCAUACUAUGUAAGUGAUACAAUUAUACUUCC
Papilio xuthus (Asian swallowtail) is the source of this 2386-nucleotide messenger RNA. RefSeq names its product BTB/POZ domain-containing protein 19. Gene Ontology annotation, molecular function: protein binding. Bases 430 to 2055 code for a protein of 541 amino acids. The transcript is spliced from 8 exons. The record is from RefSeq and is a predicted model, not a curated record. Lineage: Eukaryota; Metazoa; Arthropoda; Insecta; Lepidoptera; Papilionidae.